AUGGUCCUGGGACAAAUUACCGGUUAUCCAAAGAUGCUCGUCCUAGGAGACCGCCUUCCUCCAUUUAUCCAUGCGCCUUGCUACAUGGACGAGAGGCUUGCUCCAGAAUGUGGUGAAAUGGGGAAACACCAAUGCUUGCCCAAAAGACUUGCCAUUUGCGCCAGCUUGUAUAAAAGCUUGGACUCAUACGGCCAACUUGCUGCCCUACAGGCGGUCAUCAUAUAUAUCCUCCUACAAGCUCAGGAUCCCGAAACAGCGGAACGAAAUGGCGCCAAUGCUCUGCUGUUGAUCAUGAUAGAACUCUUUACUUGCCUCACUGAGAGCAUUGACUGGGAUUCAUGUGACUCUACAGAAACACCAGACAGACAACAUUGGGUAUUGAGGGAGUCUUUGAGACGGAUAGUCGCCUUGCUUGGCCUUGUCGAGCUACUAUUCGAAGGUCUAAUCCCGCCUCACGCAGCCCAAGCCAACCCUCCCUAUAAAAACUUCCGGGCCACUCCUCUACCAAGUCAGCGCGACUUGUGGGAAGCCCGCACCAACAGAUCUUGGAGGCGAGAGCUGAAGCUGUACCUUUCAGGCCGGACGUCGCGCGAAGUGCUAACAGUCGGAGACCUGCUUGAGCUGGAUAACGCGGGCUGUUUCAAGAAUACUUGGAACAAUCAGCAUGCGUACAGCAAGUUGCCGGAUGCGCAACUGCGUCAAUUGAAAUCUCGAAUCUUUCAAGCCAGCGAAAUCUGCAAGCAGAAUCCGAACCAGCCAUGGCUACGAUCAUUCUGGGCGCCCAAUGGGGCGACGAAGGCGUACGACCAUUUCCAAAUUCCUACUAUUCCUAUGCGAUUGCGACUAACAAUGGCGACUCGACAGAAAGGAAAAUUGACCGACAUCCUUGCUCCCGAGGCGCAACUUUGCGCGCGAGCUGCGGGCGGUCAUAAUGCUGGCCACUCCAUUGUUGCCAAUGGCGUGUCGUACAGCUUCCACCUGCUGCCUUCCGGCCUAGUCAACCCCAACUGUCGAAACCUUAUUGGUUCUGCCGUGGUGGCUCACAUUCCUUCGUUCUUCAAGGAACUAGAAGAGCUCGAGAAAAAGGGACUUUCAAACGUCCACGAUCGAAUCUUCAUCAGCGACAGAGUUCACAUUGAUCUGGACCUCCACGUUGCCGUUGAUGGCUUGGAAGAAAUCGAACUUGGAGACCGCAAGGUUGGAACGACAGGCCGCGGAAUUGGCCCUGCUUACAGCACGAAAGCGGCGCGAAGCGGUAUCAGACUCGCAGAGGUCUUCAACGAGGAGCUUUUUGAGUCGAAGCUCCGAAGACUUGCAUCGGGCUACCAGAAGCGAUAUGGCGAUCUGCUCAAGUACGAUGUUGAGGAAGAAAUCAACCGAUUCAAGACAUAUCGGCCCAAGCUUCGCAAAUACACCGUUGACGCCAUUGCUUUCAUGAAGGAGGCACAAGAGAAGAACACCAAGAUCCUUUGCGAGGGAGCAAAUGCUCUUAUGCUGGAUCUUGAUUGGGGAUCUUACCCAUAUGUGACCAGCAGUUCUACCGGCAUCGGUGGCAUGGUAACUGGACUUGCUCUUGAUAUCAGGAAGAUUGGUGAGGUCAUUGGUGUGGUCAAGGCCUACACCACUCGUGUCGGCUCUGGCGCGUUCAAGACCGAGGAUCUCGGAGAGAUCGGUGAAAAAUUCCAGGAACGAGGCCGAGAAUGGGGUACUUCAACUGGCCGAAGACGUCGCUGUGGCUGGCUUGAUCUCGUCGUCGUGAAAUACACCACGGAUGUCAACCACUACACGGCGCUGAACCUCACCAAGCUUGAUGUCUUGGACACCUUCCCGACAAUCAAGAUCGCCAUUGCGUACGAGGACCCUGAGACCGGCGAGAAACUCGACUCAUAUCCCGCAUCAUUGGAUGUUCUCGACCGUGCCAAAGUCAUCUAUCAUGAGAUGCCCGGCUGGAACCAGUCGACCACCAACGUGAAGACCUUUGAGGAGCUUCCCAAGGAGGCCCAAGACUACAUUCUGUACAUUGAGGAGUUCGUUGGAGUCAAGAUCAAGUGGGUUGGUACCGGCCCGGACCGCGAGGCUAUGAUCACCCGAUUUUAA
Messenger RNA from Trichoderma breve, 2097 nucleotides. RefSeq names its product adenylosuccinate synthetase domain-containing protein. Gene Ontology annotation, cellular component: cytoplasm. Gene Ontology annotation, molecular function: nucleotide binding; adenylosuccinate synthase activity. Bases 1 to 2097 code for a protein of 698 amino acids. The record is from RefSeq and is a predicted model, not a curated record. The transcript has 28 exons. Gene Ontology annotation, biological process: 'de novo' AMP biosynthetic process; IMP metabolic process. Lineage: Eukaryota; Fungi; Ascomycota; Sordariomycetes; Hypocreales; Hypocreaceae.